GAAAGCCAAAUACAUGUAUGCCAAUAACGAAAGUGAAUUUUCCUCAGAAGUCAGUCAAAGGUUUGGUUGGGAGGGUGAAAUGGUUUAAAGUGUCUAAACUAUCUACUAGAUCACCAUAAUCAUUUCAUCAGCAGUGCCAGAAGCUGGAGGUGAAGCGUGAUUCGAGAACCAUGUCGAAUGACAGCUGCACCCAUGUGGAUAAUCUCGUAAAGCGCUACUAUCUGCCGGUCAUGUACAGCAUCAUCUUUAUCGUGGGUACGGUGGGGAACAUCACAGCUCUGGUGGUGUAUGUGUUUAAAGUACGGCCCUGGACCAACACGACCAUCAUCAUGGUAAAUCUUCUCGUCAGUGACCUUCUACUCAUGGUCUCCAUGCCCUUCUUAGUUUGCUACUAUAACCUCAAUGAAACCUGGACACUGGGACUUGAAAUGUGUCGCUUUACGCGCUUCAUCUUUCAUUUUAACUUAUACGGCAGCAUCCUCUUCCUGACCUGUCUGUCCAUCUUCCGCUACGUUGGAGUUGUUCGCCUACCGCAAAGGGAGGACAUUAAGAAGAAGCGCUGGGGUGUGCUGGCCUGUGUGUUGGUCUGGGUUGUUGUGGUGGCCAUGAUAUCUCCAAUGUUUAACAACUUUGAAUUAGAUUACAAAGACAACAAAACCGUAUGUCCGGACCUCGCCAGCAGUAACACCAACUUCGCUUGGCCGUUUAGCUGGGUGCUGACUGUAGUGGGAUAUCUAUCGCCUCUAAUCGUGGUUUGUUUGUGUUACUGGCGUAUCAUCAGAACGUUAGGAAAGGGUCCUCAUACAAAGAGCAGGGCAAGAAUAAAGGCAAGAAGAGUUAUUGUGUUGAUAUUGACCUGCUUUAUUGUGUGUUUCUUGCCUUUUCACGUACUACGAGCUUUGAGAAUUUACACAAGGAUCAUGCCGAAUGUCACCUGCAUGUUGGACCACGGUACGCAAGCUGCAUAUGUGAUAUCAAGACCGAUCGCUGUUCUUAAUAUAGUUUUUAAUAUGAUGCUGUACACAUUGUCUGGGGAUUCCUUUAAACAGGCCUUCAUGGAUUUCUUCAGGUGUAAACAGCUCACGGAAAAGGCUAAAGAGAUUUUUAAGGUGGCUGUGAUCAACAAACCCUCAUCCGACUUAGAGUAGCAUAUGAUUAAAAGAAGUGAAAUGUUCAUUUUCCUAAAACACAUAAAUCCAAAUGGGAUAUUUCCUUAAAUGAGCUAUUGGUAAGGAAAAGUCACGCACUAAAGCCAACUUCUGAGAGACAAUAAAAUGACCAAUCAUCAUGCACAAAAAUUACUUCCUUACUCAGUAUUUAUGUCUUGUUUUCAGUACAAUUAUCGGAAAUGCUUAAGAAAAUAAUUAUUUCUUUUGUUUUUCGAUUUUUGUCUCUCAUUUACAGGUAAUACAUUUGUGAUAUAUCACCCACACUGUAAAAAGUCGACCCCUACUUAAACCAAACCCUGUUUUAUAAAUGUCUAGACUUUUUUAUUUAUAUGUGCUUUCAUUUAUGAAAUGUGAUUUUUUUGCUAAGCAAAACUUUUGAAAUUCAUGGCUAACAAUUUGUAAAGUUGCACUUUUUGUUUUUUUCUCUUUGCUGAAACAAUUAAGACGUCACCUAAAUGAUCAAAUAAUUUGUAAAUAUGUGUAACAGUUUAAGAUAAUAUUGCAGUGGACUGUGUAAAGACUGUACUGUGUGAUACAAAUCAAAGUGUUAUUUUGGUCACACCUGUAUGAAUGAAGGAUUUAAACAUCUUAUAAAUAUGAGCAUUCAGUGACAGCUGUUUCAUCAUAGUCUGAUGUGAAUCUAUUGUUUAGUUAAGCUUAACAGUAAAGCAAGAAGAAUAUCUAGAGUUUCUUUUUUGAUAUGCCAUCCAAAUGUUUAGCGUGAAGUUUAUUUUCUCAACUGUUAGUGAAGACUUACACUGCUGUACAUUGGUAAAAAUAUAUAUUAUAUAUAUAUAUUAUAUUAAACAAUACAUUUUUAAAAAUUGCUAAACCUGUGUGUAUGUC
Messenger RNA from Misgurnus anguillicaudatus (oriental weatherfish), 2015 nucleotides. RefSeq names its product 2-oxoglutarate receptor 1-like. Gene Ontology annotation, cellular component: plasma membrane. Gene Ontology annotation, molecular function: G protein-coupled receptor activity. Lineage: Eukaryota; Metazoa; Chordata; Actinopteri; Cypriniformes; Cobitidae. The record is from RefSeq and is a predicted model, not a curated record. Gene Ontology annotation, biological process: G protein-coupled receptor signaling pathway.